Molecule: messenger RNA, 1296 nt
Organism: Capsicum annuum
Lineage: Eukaryota; Viridiplantae; Streptophyta; Magnoliopsida; Solanales; Solanaceae
Exons: 2
Coding region: 1-1296 (431 amino acids)
Source: RefSeq, a predicted model, not a curated record
AUGACUAAUAUUGGUCAUAUGGGGUUGAUGCCUGAAUUUAUAUCCGGUGUCGAUGGUUUUGUGGACUAUGCAAUGACACUUGAACCUUUUCAACUUGAUGGCUUGGUUAAGUGUCCUUGUAGUAAAUGUAAAUCUAGGAAUUAUGAAAAAUCUGAUAUUGUUAAGCUUCAUCUCUAUCGAAAUGGGUUUAAAGAAGAUUAUACAGUAUGGACUAGUCAUGGAGAAAUUGAUUAUAGUUUUGCCAGAUCUCAACACUUUGUUGUUGGUGGAAAUUAUGGGGUGGUGGAACUUGAUUUGGAAGCUUUUAGUUGGCCUCUGUACGAGGGGAGUACACACUCUCAAUUGUCUAUUGCUGUUAGGUUAUUAAGUAUCAAAUCAGAUUGGAAUGUUCCUCAAGGGGCAAUAGACGCUGUGAUUGACCUUAUACAUGAAUUAGUUGACCCGAAUCUAGAGAUACCUGAUAAUUUCUACAACGUAAAGAGGUUGGUAUCAAAGUUAAGAUUGUCGUUGAUGAGAAUCAGUUGUUGUGAAAAUGGCUGCAUGUUAUACUACAAGGAUGACAUUGAUCUAGAAUCUUGUAAGUUUUGUCAAAUAGCUCAUUUUAAAAAAGUUCCUAGCGGGAAGAAAGUUUCUGUAAAGGCAAUGCAUUACUUACCUCUUAUACCAAGGCUAAAGAGGUUAUAUGCAUCAAAUAGGUCAGCUCCUUACAUGAGAUGGCAUCAUGAAAAUAGAAGACCGCCUGGUGUUAUGUGUCAUCCAUCUGAUGGAGAGGCCCGGAAGCAUUUUGAUAGAAAAUAUCCAGAGUUUACAGCCGAACCACGGAACAUUAGGUUGGGUUUAUGCUUGGAUGGAUUCACUCCAUACUCUAUUUUUGUUGCACCAUAUUCUUGUUGGCCUGUAUAUUUGACACCAUGUAAUCUGUCACCUGAGAUGUGCAUGACCAGUCCUUAUAUAUUUUUCAAUUGUAUUAUUCCUAGCCCGUAUAAUCCAAAAAUCAUUAUUGAUGUAUACUUGCAACCUUUGAUUGAUGAGUUGAAUCAAUUGUGGAUUGAAGGGGUUGAAACAUUCGAUGCAUCGCUUAAGCAAAAUUUUAACUUAUGGGCUGUCUUAAUAUGGACUAUUAGUGAUUUUCCUUCUUACAGAAUGUUGUCCGGGUGGAUGACAACUGGCAAGUUAGCCUGUCCUUACUGUAUGGAAAAUACCAAAUCAUUCACUUUGAAACAUAGCCGGAAAAAUUAUUGGUUUGAUUGUCACCAUUGGUUUUUGGCCAUGGAUCAUGAGUUUAGGAAUAUGUAA